AUGGCAAAGAUCGGGAUAGAUGCCGAAUACGAAUGUGACAAUUCCUUGCCGCCGGAGGGAGGACUGGAGUUGGAAGUGAAGGUCUUCUUGCUAAAGCUCCUCGAUGAAAGGGGUGGAAUCAAGGCACCCAACCGAAAGAAUAAACUGGUCGCCAAACUCUGUGAUGAUUACCCAUCGCAGCUCGGAUGUCGGAGUUCAGUUCGAAGAUAUCGUACCGUGAACCUUGUGGAUCGAUGGAAGAGAAACCACGACUUCGAGGCCACCCGUGCUAACAUCAUUGCUGAAUUCAAUAAACUUGACCUGCAGUGUCCCAAUCCUGAGCCUGACGACGGAUCUCCCCCUGAAGACUCAGUCAUCGACUUGCCCGAGACCAAGCCGAAGCCGCAAAAGGUCAAAUCCUCUGCUGCUCCUACCAAGAAGAAGAAAUCCAACAAGCCUACACCGGAUAGCACCAUGUCGGCCAGCAAGUUUGGUAGCCCAAUCAAACUGCUCCGUGCGCAAAUCAAGACGGACGAUGAGGAAGACGAUGACCUUGAGCAGUACUUUGACUUUGAUCUUGUUAACGAGGACAAUCAUGGUGAUUACCUUGCGACGAUGUCGACGGAAGAAAGGGUUGGAAAGAUGCAAGCAAGCGCCAUUGUUGUGUGCCGUCCCAAUGUAGCCCCCGAAGACGUCAAGCACUUCACUGCCAGCUUUACAAAGGAUUGCAUCUCGAUUGAGGGCCCAUCCAAGGAUAGUGGUUUCUUGGAUGGCGCCGAAGGAAAAGAUGGCUGGUUACCCAAGCUUGAGAAGACGAAGACUCGCUUUGAAGCGGUGAAGCUUACAACCACCCUCAUGUCCUUGGUGACAAAGCUUAACAAGAAACAGCGUCCGAAGACCACUCACAUCAGUGUGAAGGACCUUGGCAUCACUGUAUCCAAUGAUUACUUUUCGAAAGGAGCUGCCAAAGGAAAGCUCAAGCUGCUUCCACUGCCCUACAAGGUCAUACGCACGGGCAAGGCUGGUGUCAAGGAGGAGAUUACUCGUGUCUUUCUUGUCUGGAGAGCUUUCAUUAUUGGAACGCUUUGCGAAGUCGAAGCCGAAGCAAAGACCAAGACUAAGGGAGAUCAGGAUCUCUUGGACGAGAUGUUGGCCCUCACAGGUUAG
Seminavis robusta is the source of this 1146-nucleotide messenger RNA. NCBI's taxonomy places the organism in Eukaryota, Bacillariophyta, Bacillariophyceae, Naviculales, Naviculaceae. The record is from the annotation of a GenBank genome assembly.